AUGAUGAGACGUAGAAAAUUUCUGCAGCAAUGUUCGAAAAAAUUAUCGUCACCACCUUUAUCUUCACUUUCUAAUCAACAAAAAUCAUUUUCAAAAAGACAACGACGUCGAAUACGGCAACGUCUUCGGCGACAACAACAUCGAAUGAAAAUUCGAACACGUUCAAUGAGUAUGACAACUCAGAUAACUUCAGAUGUAUUAAAUAUGUUACACAUAUCGAACGAAUCGAAUACAAAACCAUUGGAAUUUAUUAAACGAUAUGAAUUAACAAGACAGCAAGCACUGACUAUGCCAUUUGAUCAACGACCAAUUAUUUUUAUGAUGGAACAUGAAAAUAAUCAAAUAGCUUUAGCAUCAACCGAUGAACUACAAAACACUAUGGAUGACGAUUACUAUUCGAGUUAUGUAUAA
This is a messenger RNA of Rotaria sp. Silwood1, 411 nucleotides long. The record is from the annotation of a GenBank genome assembly. NCBI's taxonomy places the organism in Eukaryota, Metazoa, Rotifera, Eurotatoria, Philodinida, Philodinidae.